Lactuca saligna is the source of this 573-nucleotide messenger RNA. The record is from the annotation of a GenBank genome assembly. NCBI's taxonomy places the organism in Eukaryota, Viridiplantae, Streptophyta, Magnoliopsida, Asterales, Asteraceae.
AUGGCCGCCACUCGCUCUUUGGGGAGAGAUAUUACCACUGAAGAGUGGGAGUCUUUUGAGUUCCAGUUCGGGUUAGUUCCCGAGCACAUAGUGCAAACCCCCCUGCCUGAUUCAUCACUCUACAGUCCAUCUGAGGGAAAAUUUGACAUCCCAAUCGCCUUGUUUGAGGCAGUCGGGGACUCGAACCCUCUAUCGAAUUUCUUGUGGGUGAACAACGAUCUUGUGGUGCUUAGUUACCCGAGGGAUCAAGCUUAUGUCGACCGUGAUCGAACGCGUUUUGGUGUUGACAAGGAAUUGGUCAACGUCCUUGAGAAGAUCAACAUCAACGGUGAAGAUUGGCUUGACUGCUUUUUGGUUGCCGGUAGAAUCAAUGUUGCUUGGAGGGAACGCGGAAAGAUACCCGAGUGUGGAGGAAGUUGUUUCUUUAGAGAGAGAGCUCUUCAGGGUCAGUUCGACGAUGAGCUUCAGUGUCGUGAUGUUGAUCUUGUGGAGGAUCUUUCAUCCCUAUUUCUGGACGAGGAAUCGAGGCAGCUGUCGGUUCUGACAGUGCCACCGACACCAGCGAGAAUCUAG